CUUCGACUUGAGCAUUUGCAACAUUUGUACAUCGGCGCGUGCGGCGAACGGCAGUAGUAGUCGGAUCGACACCCCACGGGGUGCGGAAUUAAGGGCUCAAACAUGAAGCUGGUUGCCGUUUUAGUGAUCGCGAUCUUCAGCGCCCCCGUGCCCACGUCAGGUUUCAUGAUGAUGCAGCACUUCAACAUGGGACCACACGGCAAGGGCGGAAGGGGGGGAAUGAGAGGAGGUGGUGGAGGAGGAGGAGGUCCUUUCGAGCCGACCGACUUCGAAGGCGUCUUCACACGGUCCAUGCGGAAGCUACAGCGACAAGUUCUCAGGAGUCACAACCACUACAGGCGCCUGCACGGUGUUCACACACUCAAAGAAGACGAGGAGUUCCACAACAAGAAAAUUGAAUCGCUACGCCCAAGCCUGGGCCUUGGUGCUGGCCCAGAGGGACCAGAUGCAGCACAGGACCAAGCCGAUACACGGAGAAAACCUCUUCAUGUGGUGGAGCAGCAACCUGGAGGCACCCAUCACGGGAAGCAUGGCCGUGAAGCGUGGUACGAUGAGAUCAAGGACUACGACUACAACAACCCGACCUUCAAGUCCGGCACGGGUCACUUCACGCAGCUCGUGUGGAAGAACUGUCGUCGCCUGGGCACGGGCGUCGCGCGCGGCAGGAAGGGCACCAUCUACAUCGUGUCCGUGUACGAUCCGCGAGGGAACAUCAUGGGCCAGUUCGGUAGCCAAGUCACACGGCCCAACGCUGGCGGAGGCGGCGGCGGUGGUAAAGGCGGCCACAAGAAGGGACGGCGCCAGGAACAGCAGGACGACUACCCCGGUGUCAUUAUCAAUGCUAUUAAACUUUAUCUGACCAACUGGUGUAAGCGACAGCGCUACGGCGCCACCAACUGCUGCGGACAGCGGUGCAAGGUGAAUUCCGCACGAGGAAGCAUGGCCGUGAAAGCAUGGUAUGAUGAGAUCAAGGACUACGACUACAACAACCCGACCUUCAAGUCCGGCACGGGUCACUUCACGCAGCUCGUGUGGAAGAACUGUCGACGCCUGGGCACGGGCGUCGCGCGCGGCAGGAAGGGCACCAUCUACAUCGUGUCCGUGUACGAUCCGCGAGGAAACAUCAUGGGCCAGUUCGGUAGCCAAGUCACACGGCCCAACGCUGGCGGAGGCGGCGGUGGUGGUAAAGGCGGCCACAAGAAGGGACGGCGCCAGGAACAGCAGGACGACUACUGAACGAGCCCGACGCCAAUGUGUCGUGCUCGUUCAAGGAGGUUGUUACGGCGCUCGACGUCGAUGGAGCUUUUGGCGCCACCUUACGACACUCUUUCUAUGCAACGAACCAGUGGCAAUCUCACUCGCGCGGCAUGGGAAAAAAGAGAAAAAAAUAUAUGUAAAAUUAAGCGCCA
Molecule: messenger RNA, 1409 nt
Organism: Dermacentor silvarum
Lineage: Eukaryota; Metazoa; Arthropoda; Arachnida; Ixodida; Ixodidae
Exons: 7
Coding region: 103-1236 (377 amino acids)
Source: RefSeq, a predicted model, not a curated record